AUGGAUUUUCAUGGACCAAUUACACCAACAAUAAAGCAUGGAAAUAAAUAUAUUAUUUCAUUAACAGAUGUAUUAUCCAAAUUCGUAAUUGCAAAAGCAGUACGUGAUUGUACUGCAUCAACUGCAGCACGUUUUCUCACUGAAGAAGUGAUCCUUAAAUAUGGUACUCCUAAAUGCAUUCUCACAGACAAUGGUACACACUUUACGGCUGCAAUGAUGACUGAAUUAUUCAAGAAAAUAGGGAUUACACAUUUAUAUUCAACACCUUAUCACCCGAUGACUAAUGGACAAAUUGAAAGAUUUAAUGCAACAAUGGAUGCAAAUAUAGCAGCAUUAUCCAAUGACAAGCAUACAGAUUGGGAUGAGCAAUUACCAUUUGUUACAUUCAAUUACAACACCAGUAUACAUACGACAACCGGACAAAUUCCAUUUGAAUUAAUAUAUGGCCGUUCGCCAAUUCUUCCUAUUGAUCAACAACAGCCAUUAGUUACCCUUUCACAAGAUCCAGAACACAAGGAAAAAUUAAAUCAAUAUGUAUCAACAUUAACCGAACAAGCAAAAACCAAAAUACUGAAACAGCAAGGACAUUAUAAAGAACGUUAUGAUCGACAUCGUACAAAUCCAAAUCACAAGAUCGGUGACCUUGUCCUAAUUAAAAUAUUAACAAUGCGCAACAAGUUCGACUGGCGAUAUGAAGGACCAUUCCGUAUAAUACAAAAAUUUAGCACAAAAGCAUUUAUUGUACAACAUGUGAAAAUCUCGACACUGAUAAGACAAGUAACUAGCGACGUCAUGGUGUCGAUAACACAACGCCGUUAUAUUUAA
Molecule: messenger RNA, 825 nt
Organism: Rotaria socialis
Lineage: Eukaryota; Metazoa; Rotifera; Eurotatoria; Philodinida; Philodinidae
Source: the annotation of a GenBank genome assembly